Molecule: messenger RNA, 3563 nt
Organism: Myotis brandtii (Brandt's bat)
Lineage: Eukaryota; Metazoa; Chordata; Mammalia; Chiroptera; Vespertilionidae
Gene: PHF21B
Product: PHD finger protein 21B
Exons: 17
Coding region: 1-1875 (624 amino acids)
Source: RefSeq, a predicted model, not a curated record
AUGGCGACUGAGGCCAAGCAGAUGUUAGAAAAGCCAGUGGAAGCUAUGCUAGCGUUGGUGAACUCCUGGCCCCCCUCCGUGUGUCCGCAGAACGGCGACCUCAAGAAGCAGCUCCACGCGAGGCCGCCGCGGAUCGCCGCGCUCAGAGACAAACAAGCUCUGGGACCCAUCACUGCCGUGCCGGUCACGGGGCCUCAGGUCAGCUCCUUGCAGAGGCUGGCCGGGCAAGGAGUGGCACUGCUACCUCAGGCCGCCAUCACGUCUUCUCUGAGCAGUGCCGGGGUGGCCUACGCCAUCAUCUCCACGGCCCCCAGCAAUGCCGCCGCCAUCGCCCCCAGCGCCGCCGUGUCCGUGGUCAGCGACAGCAUCAAAGUCCAGCCCCUCCUCAUCAGUACCGACAACAAGGAUAAGAUGUCCAGGGCGGUCCCGCACGCGCUUUCCGGCCUCAGCUGCUGUUUGUGUUGCCGCCUCCAUAUCCCCCCGACAGUCAUUGUGAAGAAAGAGACCCUCCUCCAGCUGCUGGCCCGGCCCUGGGGGCCUGUCUGGCGGGCCACGCUGGGAGUGCCUGUGAGAUGUGAGCAGCAGGCCAGCGGCUCCCUGGCUCUGCGGCCUGCUUUAUUGGAGGCCAGUCCGACUCCUGCAGUGGCCGGUGGAGCAGAGGUCCUGGAGGAGGGUCCUGAGUGGGCACCGCUGACUGCUCCCGACUCCAUGCACGUCUGGAGUCAGACAGACCUGGGCUGUGAACUGGGCGCUAUUGCUUACCGGCUGUGGGACCUGGAGCAGUUUACCUGCAUCUGCAUUGGGGAUAAAGGAGCUGACUUCUCCUGCCCUCGCUGCGGGAGUGCCGGGGUGGCCUACGCCAUCAUCUCCACGGCCCCCAGCAAUGCCGCCGCCAUCGCCCCCAGCGCCGCCGUGUCCGUGGUCAGCGACAGCAUCAAAGUCCAGCCCCUCCUCAUCAGUACCGACAACAAGGUCAUCAUCAUUCAGCCUCAAGUGCAGACCCAACCCGAGAGCAAGGCCGAGUCGCGGCCGCCCACGGAGGAGCCAUCUCAGGGAGCUCAGGCCUCCAAGAGGAAGGAAGACCGGCCCCCGAGCCAGGAGAACCCCGAGAAAAUCGCCUUCAUGGUGGCGCUGGGCCUGGUUACCACGGAGCACCUGGAAGAAAUCCAGAGCAAACGCCAGGAGCGGAAGCGGAGAAGCACCGCCAACCCCACCUACAGCGGCCUCCUGGAGACCGAGAGGAAGCGGCUGGCGUCCAGCUACCUGAACAGCCCCCUGUUCCUCACGGCACGAGCCAAUGAGGAGCCCUGCUGGAAGAGCGAGAUCGCCCACGAUGAGCACUGCACUGCCUGCCAGAGAGGGGCUGACCUGCAGCCCUGCGGCACCUGCCCGGGGGCCUACCACCUCGGCUGCCUGGACCCACCCCUCAAGACAGCGCCCAAGGGCGUGUGGGUGUGCCCCAAGUGCCAGCAGAAGGCCUUAAAGAAAGACGAAGCUGUGCCCUGGACCGGGAUGCUGGCCAUCGUGCGCUCCUACGUCACCCACAAGACAGUCAAAGAAGAGGAGAAGCAAAAGCUGCUGCAGAGAGGCAGCCAGCUGCAGAGCGAGCACCGGCAGCUGGAGGAGCGGGACCGGCGCCUGGCCUCAGCCGUGAAGAAAUGCCUGGAGCUGAAGAUGAGCCUGCUGGCCCGGCAGAGGGGCACCCAGUCAUCCUUGGACCGCCUGCGGGCCCUCCUGAGACUGAUACAGGGCGAGCAGAUGCUCCAGGUCACCAUGACGACCACCAGCCCCGCCUCGCUGCUGGCCGGGCCCUGGACCAAGCCCUCAGCAGCAGCCAUGCACGCGGCCCUCCAGCACCCCCAGGGACACAACUGACUCCGAGGCUGGUCUUCACACCCACGGAGUCACUGGGACCCGCCCACAGACCGGGGGUUCUGUCAGCCUUAACUCAUGAACAAUGUGAAUUUCAGACAAGAACAGAACCAGACAGAACAAGACAGGAGGAAGGGCAGUGGAGCGAGCGAGAGUCCUAGUUCUCCAGCCGGGGGUGGGGGUGGAGCCCCCCCACACGUUCAGACGGGACCCCAUCACAUUCAGGUGGGGCGCACCAUCAGCCUGCUGUGGUGGGACUGCCCAGGCCUCUUGCUUGCAGCACGGCUGUCCCCACACCUCCCUUGUGCAGAAGUGUGAGGGGCCAGGGCGCCCCGCUGAGAGCCAGCGUGCCCCAGCCCCUGAGGACCGUGUCCGGUGGGGAGGAGCCGGACGCAGACGUAGCCGAGUAGUGCAGGUAGUUGGACAGAAGUGGGUAGCGAAUCUAGGUAGGACGCCAGGGCCCUCCCUCAUGGGGCCAUGCCCAGGCUGGGUGCUCGUGCCUUCCAGAACGCCCAGGCCCACCUGUCAGUAUUAGCAGCUGUUUGACUUGAAACUCUGCGUUCAAGGGGAUGCUGCUGCGUUCCCCGCCAGUGCCACUGCCCCCCAAGUCCCUACGCGCCCUCGCCUGCGCCUCCUCCCUCUCGCGGAUGCUUUGGGCUCAUUUUGCUGUGGGAGCCUUUUCCUCCUGGAGUUUCCCGGCCAGACGGCGCCGCAGCCGCGCGGGAGGCAUGGCGCACGUUUUCAGUUUGGGGCUGAACCAUUCCACUUCCGCGGGAGCCUUUUAUUCUUUCCUUCCGAAGAGCCGAUGAAGUAUUCCACUCCUGGUUUCUUGCCAGUGCGGACACGAUGCCAAAAAAUGACUACGUUUUUGUGUGGCGUUUUUAUUGUGAGAUAUUUAAUGUGAAGGGGGCACGCUUAGAGUCUGUCUCUGCUCACAGUGGCCUCCGCUGCCACUGGCCCCGAGACACCCGAGGGUGGGCGGGGAGGGGGCGUGGCCUCGGGAGGUGUGUCCUUUGGAGACAGAGCCCCUCUCGCCCUCUCCUGGAGGGUGUGCUGGCCUCUUAAAGGGCUCCUGUGUCACCCCCACCCCCUCCUCCAGUCCCCAGGGACCUAGCACAGCAAACAGAAGCACCGGGAGCCGCAGGGCUCCCACCCCCAGCAUAUCACACGGUGCCAAAUUGCAUUGAACACGCGCGUGCGUGUGGGCACACCCGCGGAGCAGGGAGGCUGGUCCGAGCUGCAGGCUGCCCCGGCCCCUGCCGUCCUGGCCACGACUCCGGGAGAAACUGUGUUGUACGAUACAGAUCUAUUUUAAUACACUCAACGCUGGUUGAACAAGAUUUUUAUAUUCUUUUAUCGAUGAGCAAAGCGAACUGUGAGGCACACGUCUUCUAUAUUGGUUACUGUUGACGCCGAUUAUGCAUUCCCGCGUGGCUCACCAUGCGAGGUCUUCAGGUUCUUUCUCGGUUCGUUUCCUUCUUGGGUGGAUUGAACUAAACUUUAAGAAAUGUAAUGGGAGGAUGUGAAAGGUUGGACCCGGGAGGGGUAGCUGCUGACGUGUCUUGAGACUUAGUUUUUCGGACCCAGGAGGCCCGUCCAGUGGGUAGUAAAGGAUAGAGACAAGUGUUCGUCGUCAAUUUGCCCGUGUAGUUCGUCUGUACGACGCAUUAAACUCGAUUGAUGAUCGCAGA